AUGCCAGACGACGACAAAGCCUCGGUGGGCCAUGUGGAGGAACUUGAAGCCAUAGGGGCCAACCCCGACCGAAAGGUGAUGGGAACCGUUAAGCUCACUGAAGGAGCAAUUGUUUAUAUCCCCACUCCAACAGCAGAUCCACGCGACCCUUUGAAUAUGCCAACAUGGCAGAAGAGCAUUAUUCUUGUGGUCAUAUCAGUUUUCUCAACUCUCGGCCUCGCUCUUGUCUCCGGAUUCGGUGGUCUACUUGGCUUCUACAUCCCUCAAUAUGAAGCGGUCGGGAAGGGAUAUAGCGACAUCACCCAUUUGAUGACGUAUCCCACGCUGUUCAUGGGAAUUGGGAACCUCAUCGGAAUGCCUCUGGCCAUCGGAAUUGGACGUCGCAUUGUUAUUCUCGGGUCCACAGCUAUCCUGGUGGUCGGCGCUGUUCUUUGCGCAACAGCUAAGAACUACGAGUGGCAUCUUGCCUCGCGGAUGGUCGUUGGUUUAGCUGCAGGACAGAGCGAGGCCCUAGUUCCUAUGAUCACUCAGGAAAUUUACUUUCUACAUGAGCGAAGCAAAGCCCUCAUGGGUCAACAAGCGAUCCAAGUUAGCCUGACUUCAGUGUGGGUGCUUUUUGCCGGUCCCAUCGCAGGAGCGAUUACUCCCGGGUGGUGGUAUGGGCUUGGAGCUGCCUUGGCAGGUCUACUGCUUGUUGUCGCUUUCUUCUUUCUUCCUGAGACCAAAUACGAUCGGUCGCUGGCGUCCUACCAGGAGGAGACAUCCUCUGGUGAUGACUCCAGGAAGGACUCCAUUGGAAGUGUUCAGAAGGGGAAUUCGGAUGGCGUCUGCACAGAGCGACCGCCUCUGGACACCACAAGAUAUGCACCGCGGACAUUCAAAUCGGACCUGCGACUCUGGAUUGGCAAGCCGGAGUGGAACAAAGUCUGGGAAGUGCUAAGGCAAACAUUCGAGUUACUUCUUUUUCCCAAUGUUCUCUGGGCCAUGUUACUGAAUGGGCUCACAAUCGGUGUGAACAUUGCCAUCGGCACCACGUACAGCACCAUCGUAUCCAGCCCCCCCUACAAUUGGCCUAAUAGCAGCGCCAGCUACGUGAAUUGCGGACAGAUCGUGGUCGCGAUCGCCGCGCUACCUCUGCUGGGACACGGAUCGGACUACCUGAUCAAGUACUUUGCUAAGCGCAACGACGGGAUGCACGAGCCCGAAGUUCGAAUCAUCCCUUUGAUUGUCCCCAUUAUUGUGGGCGUCUUCACAUCUGCACUAUACGGCGUGGGGGCAGCGAAUCCCUACCAAUAUCACUGGUUCACCUAUGUCUGGGGCGUCGCAGCAUACUACUUUUGCUUCGUUGGAGCCAACAUCGUGGCCAUUACCUAUCUACUAGACAGUUAUCCUGCUCGAGCAGGACCCUUGCUGGUCAUCAUCUGCGCCUUCCGAGGCAUCAUCUCGUUUGGUACUAGUUAUGGAACGGCCCCGUUUGUUGAGCUUCACGGAUAUGACGGUACAUUCGGCACGUUCGCUGCGCUUACAGGAUUCUUGGGAGCAUUGGGCAUCCCGGUGUAUAUCUGGGGCAAGAAGAUCCGACAGUUUACGGGACGGUUUGCAAAGGAUAAAUCAGAUUGA
This is a messenger RNA of Aspergillus steynii IBT 23096, 1620 nucleotides long. Its product is annotated as putative MFS transporter. Bases 1 to 1620 code for a protein of 539 amino acids. Gene Ontology annotation, biological process: transmembrane transport. Gene Ontology annotation, cellular component: membrane. The record is from RefSeq and is a predicted model, not a curated record. The transcript is spliced from 6 exons. Lineage: Eukaryota; Fungi; Ascomycota; Eurotiomycetes; Eurotiales; Aspergillaceae. Gene Ontology annotation, molecular function: transmembrane transporter activity.